AUGGAUAGGGACUCGUUAGGCGCAACACCGAGGGGUAUACCUCAAAAAAAGACGACGCAAAACCUCCCAAAACCGAACUGCAACAUCGGCAUAAACCUAGUGAUGUGUGUUUUGUGCUUAGUGAGUGUAUCAUCUUCAGUGUGGAGGGAGUUUGAUAUGAAAGGUAGACUUGCUGUGCUCGAAGAUAGGGUUGAGUAUUUGGAACUGAGAGGCGAUUCUUCGCCCGAGAAGGGUAUGGAGGGGUUGUUUGAGAGGUACAGGAGAGAGGCCGUGUACCAUCUGAAGAGGAGGGUGUUAAGAGAUGUACCGACUGACGGAAGGAGGAUAAGGGAUAUACCCGAAUGUGUUUGUCCUGCAGGUCCACCAGGUCCUCCUGGUACGCCAGGUACCGCUGGUAAAAGAGGCCGCAAAGGCAAAAAAGGCGAAUCGGGCGAAGCCGGACCACCUGGGGCAGCAGGAACACCGGGCAAAAAUGGCUUUCCGGGACCAAUUGGAUUAGAUGGACCCAAGGGCGAACCAGGUCGGCCCGGCGAGAAAGGUCAAAAAGGCCAAACCGGUUCUGCUGGUAUCGACAUGAUCCAAGCAGUUAAGGGGUUACAAGAAAGGGGGCAUAAUAUUUCUGGCGAAGUCUUGAUUACUCUUAAAGGAGAACCUGGAGAACCAGGCCCACCUGGACCACCCGGACCUCCUGGAUCUGAAGGUAUGCCUGGACACGACGGACGACAAGGAAUGGGCGGAGAACCAGGUCCAGCUGGAGAACGAGGAGAACCUGGUCCUAUGGGACCUCCAGGACCACCAGGAUUAGAUGGUCUCAUUGGACCAAAGGGGGACAGAGGUCACAUGGGUGUAAUGGGCGUUCCAGGAUAUCCAGGAUUGCCAGGACAUAUGGGUUUGCCUGGUAUACCAGGUAGAAAUGGAAGCAAAGGUGAACCUGGUCUUCGAGGCGACAAAGGUGAUAAGGGCGAACGAGGCCUAACGACAACUUUAACUGGCGACCAGUUCCCUACCGGUAUCAUCGAAGGACCGCCUGGACCUCCUGGACCACCAGGUGAAAAAGGAGAAUCGGGACCCAUCGGACCUCCUGGAGCCCCUGGAGAAAAGGGGGCAAGGGGAAAACGAGGCAAAAAGGGCCUAGAUGGAGAUACUCUUAAUAGGGGCUCCCCCGGACCCAGAGGUGAGAUGGGGCCUCCUGGUACAAAGGGGGAGAGAGGAUACAGGGGGUAUAUGGGUCUCCCAGGAACUAAAGGUGAUUCAGGCAUUAUGGGACAACCCGGCAUACCAGGAAAAGAUGGUGAGACAGGACUUCAAGGACCUCCAGGGCUACCGGGAUCUACCGGAGACAAAGGAGAUAAAGGUGAUUAUGGAGACAUUGGACCACCAGGUCUUAUGGGUCCACCUGGUCUUCCUGGCCCACCUGGUUAUCCCGGACAGAAAGGCGAAAAAGGAGAAAAAGGAGAUUCGAAGUACAAAAAGCUGCGAAGACGACAGGGUGACGGAACUGGGGACUUUUUUGCCGGCGAAAUGAUUAUGGGACCCCCUGGUCCACCAGGACCUCAAGGAACUCAUGGGCUACAGGGUCCUCCUGGAAUUAAAGGCGAUCGAGGAGCAGAUGGACUUAAAGGGGAACCAGGCGAAAAAGGUUCAAAAGGAGAUCCAGGACCAAUGGGCUUACCUGGUCCAAUGGGUUUGAGAGGAGAAAGCGGAAGAGCAGGUGACUAUGGAAAAUCAGGGCCGAUGGGUCCGCCUGGUUUAGAUGGAAUGAAAGGGGCACAAGGGGAACCAGGAAGUAAAGGAGAAAGAGGAGAUCCUGGACUUCCGGGUACUGACGGCAUUCCUGGGCAAGAGGGACCUAAAGGUGAUAAAGGUUACAAGGGUGACUCAGGUCCUCUUGGUAAAAGAGGACGUAAAGGAGACAAAGGUGACAAAGGAGACCAAGGCGUACCUGGUUUAGAUGCUCCGUGUCCAUUAGGAACCGACGGACUACCUUUACCGGGUUGUGGAUGGAGACCACCAAAAGAGCUACCCCGACCAGCCCCACCUCCUCCAAUACAACAAACAGAUUUCGAGGUGGAUGAUCCCGUUGACGAAGGAGAAGAUUACGAAGAAGUAGAGGGGGAAGAUUACGAUGACUACGCCGAAAUUAAUCAAGCGCUUCCUACUGACAUGUAA
This is a messenger RNA of Psylliodes chrysocephalus, 2169 nucleotides long. Lineage: Eukaryota; Metazoa; Arthropoda; Insecta; Coleoptera; Chrysomelidae. The record is from the annotation of a GenBank genome assembly.